Molecule: messenger RNA, 3079 nt
Organism: Varroa destructor (honeybee mite)
Lineage: Eukaryota; Metazoa; Arthropoda; Arachnida; Mesostigmata; Varroidae
Product: mitochondrial sodium/calcium exchanger protein-like
Biological process (GO): intracellular calcium ion homeostasis; monoatomic cation transport; transmembrane transport
Cellular component (GO): membrane
Molecular function (GO): calcium:sodium antiporter activity
Source: RefSeq, a predicted model, not a curated record
AAAAUGGAACAGUCGCCACUGCUAGCGUCGCUCGUCCUGCGUGUGUCAAUGGGCACAGCUCCCAAAGACCAGCCUCGUCGGGCAGCUUGCGUCGCUAGUGCGUCGAUGUAACGGAGCCAGCCUCAUACUCUAACAAACGCAACGAACGAACGCUUUCUACAGCCGCUUACGCUAAAAAUACGCUAGUGGUCGAAGAAAACAAUUGUGGUAUAUUUGUCGCUUAUAAGUCGUCUUAGCUACGUUAUAGGAGAAGUUAUUGCGGUGUACUUAUUAUACUGUCGAUCCUCUUAUCUAUCCUACAGCGUCCGUACCCUUGCCGCCCACGAUUAUCCAUUUGAUUAGUUGGUCUAGCAAAACAAUUGCGGGAAAAUCUUCCUUUCCGCCCCCAACACUCUUCCCCUAGCCUCCCAAGUUUGUUACGGUCAAUAACGUAUAGACGACGACACAUUCUCGAGCAGAACCGAGAACAAUGCAUGUAUCCUGCAAACUGGUUCAUCGGGUGGGCCAGAGUUUGGCACCACUCAACGGCGCUUGGCGGUAGCGUAUGUAGCAGCAGCUGUACCGCAUGCCGCUUUCUGAGUUUUCCCCAACAACUGCCUCUAAUUCGACAAAUUGGCUGUUGUGCUUGUGCACUUACAGUCUCCUAUUCGGCGUUAGCAGGUGAGAGGACCAGGCAGGAAUCAAGAAACACGGUUGUGAUCGUGAGACGAGUGAUACGACUGUGGGCCGUUAAUCCUUCAGUUAACUACUUGUAAUAGCCGCUACUCAGGCUAGAAAAAUUGUCUUUUUUUGUUAGUUCAGCUAGCAGAAUCGAAAUGUCUAUAUGGCCGCUGGAGUGUGGCGCUGUCCACAAUCUGACGGACGUUGCAGAGCAGUGUGAGUUCGUAUCAAUAUGUGAUGACUGUCACCAAACUGAUGGAUUCAUUCCUUACCUUGACAUUAUCUAUUGUAUGCCGUAUGCACCACUUUUACCGUUGGGUGUGCUAUGCGUUUGGUCGCUAUACCUGUUUGGUAUAUUGGCAGUCACUGCCAACGAUUAUCUGUGUCCAUCCUUGGUAGCCAUUUCGAAGAAGCUUGACUUAUCACAGGCAGUUGCCGGUGUAACGUUCCUUGCUAUUGGCAAUGGAGCGCCAGAUAUUAUUGCUUCAUUUACCGCUGUCAAGCAGGGUCGACUAACUCUUGUAAUCUCGGAACUAUUCGGUGCUGGAAUCUUCGUCACAACGAUUGUCGUUGGCUACGUUAUCUACUCAAGUUCGUUUAUCAUUGACCAGUUCUCAUUCACGCGUGACGUGGCUUUCUACAUGCUUGCAGCAGCAAUUGCUUUCUCGAUGUUCAGAUUCGGUGAGGCGACAAUUUACCAUGGUAGCUGCUUUCUUGGAAUCUACGCCGCCUACAUCUUAACGGUUUUGGUUCGAGAAUUCUUCUGCAGGGCCCGAAAUAAUACAGACGGACCGCCUCCGACGCCCUCGUUAAACAUCACGGCGUUCGACUUCCCAGAAACCGAGUGUUUUCUACCCGAUCAGACGCCGACCGGAACAAGACGGCGACGCCCGUCAGGGCUAAACGUCCACCACCAGAACGCCAUAAAGCAACUGCUGCUACAAUCGUAUGGACAAACAUUUAACGGGGUUCCAGCGUCACCCGGCCUGCCUAUUUUUCAUGCUCGAACUGGGUCCAUCUGCUCAACCGGGACGACUCCACAGAGUAUGAUCUCGAGGGAAGCUUUCGACCAGCGGAGACGCUCAGCAUCCACUAGUACAGCGGGAUACCAAUCGAUAAUGCAGAUACGAAAUCAACUUGACCGUCUAUCAAGUGUUACAGACAGUUCGGAAACAGAAUGUGGAGACUUUGAUGAGUUAUCACUCUGGAAGGAGUUCUGGAUUCACGUGGCGCCCAUUAGCUGGCAAGAGCUGAAAAAGGAGUCGACGUCAAGCGUCAUCUUGCGGCUGUUCGCCAUACCGAUUCAGAUCACGCUCGCACUCACCGUUCCCGUUGUCGACUACGAGCACAAAAAGGACAACUGGUGUAAGUCUCUCAACGUCAUCAAUUGUAUAACAGCACCGUUAGCUGUAUCCUUAAUACUGUUUAAGGAUUAUGAGCUGUUCGAUGUACCGGUCGCUAUGUUUGCCUUGGCAAUGGGGAUGAUGUCCGCAGGCGUCGUAAUGAUGACAUCGUCGUGCGACAAAGCUCCGCGAUACCACUUCUGUUUUGCUCUUUUGGCUUUUUUCACCGGAGUUUGUUUCAUCUAUGCGGCCUGCCGUGAAUUGAUGGCAAUCCUGAAAGCCGUGGGAAUAAGUCAACACAUUGAUGAUAGUGUGCUGGGUCUGACGAUUCUUGCAUGGGGCAGUAGUAUUGGAGACUUGAUCACUGACUCUACCGUGGCAAAACAAGGUUAUCCUUCAAUGGCGGUAGCUGCAGCGUUUUCCGGACCCAUGCUUAAUCUGCUCGUCGGUCUGGGCAGUGGCCUCACUGUUCGAAUGAUCAGCGACUCGAAAUGGUCGAUACGGGUUUACUGUCCGAACGUACUAUUUGUGCUUUAUGCAGCCCUUAAUGGCAGCCUGUUGGUGUCGGUGCUGUUCUUAAGCUGCAACGAAUUCCGUUCGAGUUCAACUCAUUGUAUAAUACUGAUGUUCCUUUAUGUGACAUUUAUAAUUACCGCCCUCACGGUCACGAUGCAUCCCGAUAUCAUUACGUAUGCCAGAUUGACUAGUGAUUAAAGUAUCUUCUGACAAAACUUUACAAUUGUGCCGAUGAAUGUUAUGCGAAAAUAAAGUAAAGAUCAAUACAGAAUAGAGACGACAACAGACCCAGUCCUUCGAUUUUGAAGACUGCCGACAAAACUGCGCACUUAAUACCUAUAUAAUAUUAUAAUUAUGAAUUAUAAAAUUAUAAUAUAUCGUCUGGUGUGACAGACAGCUUCAAUUUGUAUUCCAUCAAAAUAUGUUUUCUGUAAAAAUCCUACAGAUACAAUGUAGUUUCACUACUAUUUGUUUUAUUUAGGUAAAUAUAAUAUAACGUAGCAAUACGAUCAUGACAGGAGUUGAUCUAUACAAUGUGUUUAAAUAAACUUUGCCGUCUA